Molecule: messenger RNA, 1341 nt
Organism: Guillardia theta CCMP2712
Lineage: Eukaryota; Cryptophyceae; Pyrenomonadales; Geminigeraceae
Exons: 12
Coding region: 1-1341 (446 amino acids)
Source: RefSeq, a predicted model, not a curated record
AUGGCGAAGCUUGACGAGCAGGGAGAAAUUGAGGAACACGUUCCCUGUGUUGUACAGGAGUUCUGCACCGGUGAAGAUCGCAAGAAGAGAAGAUACUCGAGGAUUCAGGUGACGGCUUUCAUCAUGAGCUGCCUGUCGCUGCUCGUGUAUGAGACCGACGGCAUGUCUGCCAUGUCAGAGGUUCGCCAUGAGAUCGCCUUCGAAGUCUUUCUUCUCUUGUGGAGAGGUAUCAAUGAGUUUUUCCAUGACGAGUUCGAUCUUUCCGCUGUCUGGCACCACGGGGGUUUUCUGCUUGUUUACAUGAUCUUUCAGUACAACAAGAGAUGGCAGAAACAAUACAGCGACCUGGCUGUCCACAUGCAGAUCUUGCACUUCCCGAUGGUGUUGUGGUAUUUAGGGGGUGAAGUCGUGAAGGGAUGUUCCCCCGCUGUUCCUUUCAGUGAGCUCAUCCCAACAUCAGUUUCCUUCCGCUUCUCCUCCAUGGCGAUGGCGACGGUGAACAGCCUAAGGCUGCUGGACGGACUCAUCCUUGCUGCUCUCACCUGCGUCUAUUUCCUCUUGGACCUUUACUGGUAUUAUCCUUGCUAUCCUAGCGAGCAAACACAAAAGGUCUCUGCAGAGAAGCUCGAGCUGAGCAGCUCCGAUGGUGAUCUGAACUUGUGCUCGGACUUUCCUGGCGUUGGGACGUGUCCCCUUGCCCUCCACAUCCGGACUGCGGGCUCGAAGGAGUGGACAGGAGGAGGAGUGAGGGAAGAGCAGUGCAAGAUGCGGGAGCAGGCGACGGGAUCAGUUGAGGAGGGCACAUGGCACUUCGGAGUGUCUCAGUCGGGAGGGGUGGCAGGACUAUCAUUGAAAGUAUUCUACGAUGAAGUCACAAGUAGGCGAGAACUGUACGCCACGUUCCCACCGUCCCAGCUUCCUCUUCGUUCUGGGUUGUUCUCUCCUCCUCUUCCUCCUUCGUACGUCAUGUGCUCGCAAGCCCUGUGCCCUCAGCCUCUCUCGCACCUCCAAGACAACUUCGAGCAGCUCUCCGUGUCCUCCAGCACCGACGACGAUCCCUCCGAGUCGCUCAUCGACCAGCUCUCAAGCCCCCUCGCGUCCCCUCGGAGCAAGAUGAGCGUAGACGACACGUCUGCACAGGACUGCGGAGCUCCUCGACGAGAUCAGCAGCGGGAGGGUGGGAGAGGACCGGCCGACAUGAUCGGUCCAUGCCGAGCGAGAGCCGAGCUUAGAGCAUUGUAUGAAGGUCUGGUAUGUCAGAGUGAUCACGUUACGUGCUAUGAGAUCGCUGAGAAGAUUUUGCGCAUGCUCCUGACAAGCAGUUGGCUGCUGCCGGUCUGA